Thrips palmi is the source of this 11452-nucleotide messenger RNA. RefSeq names its product gamma-aminobutyric acid type B receptor subunit 1 (gene GABA-B-R1). Gene Ontology annotation, biological process: gamma-aminobutyric acid signaling pathway; G protein-coupled receptor signaling pathway. Gene Ontology annotation, cellular component: membrane; G protein-coupled receptor heterodimeric complex. The record is from RefSeq and is a predicted model, not a curated record. Gene Ontology annotation, molecular function: G protein-coupled GABA receptor activity. The transcript has 11 exons. The coding region runs from base 99 to 2717 and encodes 872 amino acids. NCBI's taxonomy places the organism in Eukaryota, Metazoa, Arthropoda, Insecta, Thysanoptera, Thripidae.
CAAGACGUGAUGGCGCGAGGGCCGUGCCCGCCGUGCCGGGGGCCGAGGCCAGGCCAGAGCCCGCGCUCCCCUGCCGGGACGAGGACGAGGCCCCAGUGAUGGCGAUGUUCGAAAGACACCGGUUGGCGCCGCUGCCGUUGGCGCUGCUGCUGGUGCUCCUGCUCGGGUGCCAGCAUGUGCUCCAGGCGGCGGCGUCAGCCGACGACGAUGACGACGACAACGUUCUUCACAUCGGAGGGAUCUUCCCCAUACGGGGAGAAGGGGGUUGGCAGGGGGGUCAGGCUUGUGAACCCGCUGCCAACCUCGCCCUCGAAGAUGUGAACAACCGGCGCGACCUCCUGCCAGGCUUCAAACUCAAGCUGCACUGGAAUGACAGCGAGUGUGAGCCAGGCUUGGGCGCCUCCGUCAUGUACAACCUGGUGUACAACCAGCCCCAGAAGCUGCUGCUGCUGGCGGGCUGCUCCACCGUGUGCACCACGGUGGCGGAGGCGGCCAAGAUGUGGAACCUGGUGGUGCUCUGCUACGGCGCCAGCUCGCCCGCGCUGUCGGACCGUAACCGAUUCCCGACCCUGUUUCGGACGCACCCCUCGGCCACGGUGCACAACCCCACGCGCAUCAAGCUGAUGGAGAAGUUCGGCUGGUCGCGCGUCGCCAUCCUCCAGCAGGCCGAGGAGGUGUUCAUCUCGACGGUGGAGGACCUGGAGGCGCGCUGCAAGGUGGCGGGCAUCGAGAUCGUGACGCGCCAGAGCUUCCUCAGCGAGCCGACGGACGCGGUGCGCAACCUGCGCCGCCAAGACGCCCGCAUCAUCGUGGGGCUGUUCUACGUGGUGGCGGCGCGCCGCGUGCUGUGCGAGGUCUUCAAGCAGGGCCUGUACGGCAAGCAGUACGUCUGGUUCUUCAUCGGUUGGUACGAGGACAACUGGUUCGAGCAAAAUCUGGAGAGAGAGUCCAUCGACUGCACCGCGGAGCAGAUGCGAAUGGCGGCCGAGGGCCACCUCACCACCGAGGCCCUCAUGUGGAACCAGAACAAAGAGGAGACCACCAUUUCGAAAAUGACAUCCGAGGACUUCCGUCUGAGGCUCAACGAGGUGCUGAGCAAGAAGUACGACAUCGCGAACAAGCGGUACCCGGAGGGGUACCAGGAGGCACCUCUGGCCUACGACGCCGUGUGGUCGGUGGCGUUGGCCUUCAACAAGACCAUGAGCAAGCUGCUCAAGCACGGCAAGACCCUCAAGAACUUCACGUACACGAACAAGGAGAUCGCCGACGAGAUCUACAGCGCCAUGAACUCGACGCGCUUCCUGGGCGUGUCGGGCGGGGUGGCCUUCAGCUCGCAGGGCGACCGUAUCGCCCUCACGCAGAUCGAGCAGGUCAUCAACGGCUCCUACGUCAACCUCGGCUACUACGACACGCAGGCCGACAACCUCACCUGGGCCAACAAGGAGCGCUGGAUCGGCGGCAAGGUGCCCCGUCGUGACCGCACGUGUCCGGGGCCGUCCGGUGCUUUCCAACGGGUUCCCUGGGGCCGGGGCCAUGUUGCAAUGUGGAGCAUCUCGAGUCUGGGCAUCGUCGCCGCCAUCGGCCUCAUCAUCUUCAACAUCUGGUACCGCCACCGAAGGGUGAUUCAGUCGUCCCACCCGGUGUGCAACACCAUCAUGCUGGUGGGGGUCAUCACGUGCUUGUGGAGCGUGUUCCUGCUGGGGCUAGACGGCCAGUUCGUGUCCCCGGGUGUGUACCCGCUCGUGUGCCAGGCGCGCGUCUGGCUGCUGUCCAUCGGCUUCACGCUGGCGUACGGUGCCAUGUUCAGCAAGGUGUGGCGCGUGCACCGACUCACCACGCACAACAAGCCCGACACCAAGAAGGUGGAGCCCUGGAAGCUGUACACCAUGGUGACGGGGCUGCUGCUCAUCGACCUGGUGCUGCUCAUGACGUGGCAGCUAUACGACCCGCUGCAGCGCAGCAUCGAGGAGUUCCCGCUGGAGGAGCCCAACAACACCGACGACGACGUCAAGAUCCGGCCGCAGCUGGAGCACUGCGAGAGUGAGAAGCACACGGUGUGGCUGGGCGUCAUCUACGGCUACAAGGGCGUCGUGCUCGUGUUCGGCCUCUUCCUCGCCUACGAGACGCGCUCCAUCAAGGUCAAGCAGAUCAACGACUCGCGCUACGUGGGCAUGUCCAUCUACAACGUGGUGGUGCUGUGCCUCAUCACGGCCCCCGUCACGCUGGUCAUCGCGUCGCAGCAGGACGCCGUGUUCGCCUUCGUCGCGCUCGCCGUCAUCUUCUGCUGCUUCCUGUCCAUGGCGCUCAUCUUCGUGCCCAAGGUCAUCGAGGUCAUCCGCCACCCCAGCGACCACGCCGAGUCCAAGUACAACCCGGACAUUGGGUCCAAGGAGGACGAGGAGAAGUACCGCAAGAUCGUGCAGGAGAACUCGGAACUGCAGAGACUGAUCGCUGAGAAGGAGGACAAGAUCCGCGCGCUCAAGCAGAGGCUGCAGGAGCGUGAGGCGGGGCGGGGCGGCGGUGGUGGCGGCGGCGGGGGCGGCACGACGGAGGGACUGCUGCACACAGGUGCGGGCUACAAGGACAGCCUCAUCGUGGCCGACCUGAUCACGGACGCCGGCACCUCGGACUCGGCCUUCGGGGGCGGGCUCUCGGUGCACACCCGUUCCUCGCGCGCCUCCACGUCCGACUUGGAGUUUUCAGAGUCGUACCUGUAGGCCUGCAGGCCGCUUGUUGUUCCACAGAAGACAGAGGAGGCUUUUGUGGGACAACGAGCUGGCGUGGACUGCGUGGACGGCGUGGACUGCGGGGGGUUGGGGGUCUUUUCCUGUCGGUCGUGUUGGUCUAAGUUGGAUCCUGGUCCUGCCUGGGGCGGGCCGCGUCGCACAGUGUAACCGUAACUUAGCUGUAGAACCCACCACCCCACCCACCCACCCACCCCUUUUUCCAGCACAUUCCCCGUUCGAGUACUCGUUGCAACGUUUAACACUUUCCUUUUCCAAAUCGCAUUUUUAAGUAACAAUCGGAAUGUUCGUUCGCCUCUGCCAAAAAGUAACUCGCGUGGCCAAUAAGCAGCGCGGGCGCGGGCGUUGGAAGAAGCGCCAGCUUCCAUCGAUUUCAUUAUUUUGAUCAUUUUAAAGAACCGUGUAGAUGCAUAGAUGUCUGUAACCGCACCUUUUCGGUAGGGUUUACGAUUCCCGAGACGUCUGUGCUGGUACUCUGGUACAUUUUGAGGACCACACUGUCACACCCUGUCAGACUGAGACAAUCAUUGUGACGGUCGAGCAGGGCAGCCCGGGCAGCCGCGCUCGGCCCGACACACCUAGACUUACCUCAUUACCUCGUUGUGAAGAUGUGGAAUUGGAACCCCUUCAAACACACAGCCUUUGUAACGGAUAAUAACCCUAGACGUAACACAUUAGAACCGUAGAUAAUCUAUAUAUUUGCAUUUCCCUAUUUUGUGAGUGUGAGCAUGUAUUUUCCUAUAUCGAACCAAAACUUUCCGUUACUUGCGAUCAUUAAUUUUUCCCGAGACAUUCCCCAUUCCUGUCCCCGUUUCCCCAUUUAGACGUCUAGCUUUAUGUCAGUGUAUCGUGAGCCAGGAUCCACAUCGCUUCCAUCAGAACAUCGCAGGUCAUCUCAUCGUGAAAUUGCGAAUCCCUUAAGACUGCCUUCUUUUUCAUUGCUCAGCAAAACUCUGGAAAUAUAUCAAAAUCUGUUUGUGAUUUCUGUAUGAGUGUCUAGUGAUAAGCCGUUACAUUAUACUAAAUUUUUUGUUGAUUGUGCAGUAAAAUCUCGUUAUAACAAGUGACACGAAACAGCGAGUUCCUCAUUGGCUCAGUGACUGGACAGUGUGGGCGUCGCUUUCGUCCUUGCAGCUUCUCCCAAAUUUAUCGGUGAUUUUCAAAAUGAGACGCGGGUCACUUCUUUGUGUGCGUGACUGCGUGCCACUGUGGUUGUUCGGACGGGUUGCAGGCUCUUGGUUGUAACGAGAUUUUCCACUUUCGUCCGGUAAUCCGUCCACGAGUCCUCCCCAGUCGAUCCUCGACGCGGGUCUUGUGCAAAAUGGUUGGGAUUGUACUGUCGCAUCGUUUUGGAAUCUCAUAAAUUUGGGAGUUGCGUCACAUGAAAGCGAGUGCGCACAAUGGGCUGUGGACGUUGUGGACGGACCCCCGGAUGGGUGCCGGCUCGCUUCCUCCCCCUCCCCCUGCCCCGGCCGGGGACUGCGGAGUGGCGGCAGUGGCGGGCCUGCACCAUUAAAAACAUGGUUACGUUUGAAAGGCAGCUCGCAUGCCGCUGCGUUUCCAACUGUCGCUGUGAUUUUAACGGGGAUUUUGUUUCCACGCACAGAUUGAACCAUCAGGCCCAUCACUGGACAGCCACGAGCCAAGAGCCGACGGCCUGACGCCAGACGGCCACCCAGCGCUGGCGCGCGCCAUCCAGAGACUGAAAGAAAAGAUCAAUAAGAGGCCAAAGCUAACACGCGUUGCGUUUGGACAACAAGAGACUGCUACAAAGUAACCUAAAACGAGCGCCAAGUACAAAACAAUAAUGCAUGGCCAAGACUUUCCUUGUAAAGGAUUUUAGAGUGUUGGGACGGGUGACGCGGUGUGUUCUAAUGGUGCAGAAGGAAAUGUGAUUUGGUAGUCAUCCGAUCGAUUGGACACUAUUUUAGCAGAAACCAGACCGAAGAAUGAGAGGGAUAACAAAAACCAGACACAGACUCUAAACAUUGGAAAUUUAUUGAAAAUUUGUUUUAAUUUUCAAUCUAAAAAUUUAAGAAAGCUGAAUUUAAUUAUUUAUUUCUGCCAAAGUCUCGAAAAAAAGGCGAUUUCUAUUACUGGUUCCAGUGCUUUUUAUUGUUCAUCGUCCUCUUCUUGUUCUUCAGUUAGGCUCUGCUAGAAUAGUCGGCAGAUAAGAGCUCAUCGCACCAUGAUUGCACGGACCCUGUCCCUGUCCACCCACUGAUUUCGUGUAUCCUUUAGUCUGUACGUAUUGAAAACAGUAGCCUAAUUCAUGCAAACUUUGCUCGCGAAGCCCCGCGCCUUGCCCUCGCCCUGGGGAACGUAAACGAAACCAAGGAAUCAGGGGAUGCCUGUGGCGUGCCCCGGGGGAGGGCGGGGGGCGCCUGCGCCUCGUCCUGCUGGCCGGAAGUGAGUCAAAAGGAACCGGAAGUUGACAGGAAGUGAGCCGGAAGUGGUUCGGAUUGAGCCGGAAGUGCAAGGGAGUGCGCCGGAAGUGGUUCCGAUUGAGCCGGAAAUGAGCAGGAAGUGGGCCGGAAGUGGGCCUCGCGGGCCGUAGAGUAGACUCGGCGGCAGCGAGUCGCAGCCAGACGGCGCGGGGGCGGCGGGGGCGGCCGGGCAGGGCCAGCCCCCAGCACUCGCCUCGCUGUCGCCCUCAUUCUGUUUUCUUUUUCUGACCGGAAGUGAAAUUCGGAGUUCAGGCCUUUUUUCUUUCCCCUUGUAGUUUCAUACAUUUCAUCUUCACAGAAUAGAAAUCAAGGCAUUUGUGGCGUCCGCGGCGGCGAAGUUAGCCCCCUGCGGCACUGUAUCAUAAGCAAAGGGUAGGGGGGCUUUGUGUUUUGCUGCCGGGGGAACGCAAAGCGGCGCAAAGCCCUGAUUUUUCGUACUUGCAGUCGUGACUCUUCUAUCGAGACUCAUUCUUCUUCAUUCAGGUAGAAACGGACCGGGGGAAAUGAUGUCAUGGAGCAUGCGAGGAAGCGCCUCAAAAUCGAUUUGGUUUUUUUCUUUCUUUUCUCUGGCGCGUGUGCGUGAGGCAAAGCGCGGCAAAACAAGCAAGACGAGGCAAGGCCGAGUAGGAGGCAAGAAGGGGUUUCUAAGCUGGCUGGGAGUGCUGCGAGUGCUGGGCGGGAGUGGAGAGUGGGAUACACCAUGCAUGGCAACCACGCGGACUGCGCGAGUGCGUUCGCGCCAGAUGCUAAUGGACUUACUUCGUGCGCGUUUCCCCAAAAGUUUGUUUUUCUGAAUCGAUGAGGGAAUUCGCACGAAAAAAGCUCAUUUCCGUUUGGUGAGUUUAGCGCCGAACGCGCACUGCGGCACCGCCCCCUCGGUAGUGUAAGUAAGUGUGUUUCGUUGAAGUUUUCUUUUUGUUUCGCGUUAUCGGGUUUCGUCCCAGACGAACCCUUGUGGAAACACCCUGGAAAGUUGAAAUCGUGUAAUCGCGUAGUCGUAUUGGUGCAAGCCAAUUAGCUAGCAGUAAGGACACUUUUAUUUGCCGUACUUUUAGUUGAGCGUUCUAUCGGUGCGCGGCCGGAGUGUGGCAAGCCUAGCCGGCGCGGCGCCAGGGCUGCUGGUUGUGAAGCUUCGCGAAAGCAGCCCGCAGCCCUGCGCCAUGCCACGCCUGCUCCCGUGCCCGACGCAUUCGUCUGCGAAUCGUGACCGGAACGUACCAUGUGCAUUAUCUGAGAGUGCAUUGUCUGCGCAGUGCCUCACAGUACAUGUGCGUUACUUAGCAUUAGCAAGGGCUCUGUAAGCUCGAGUAAGGUUCUUUUUGGUUUCCCUUUAUCGUUGUGUUGGUCGUUCUCUGCAACGGUGUCUCACCACCUUGCGCGGUGCACAUACUCAUCUAAACUGUAUUUAUCUAGGUAAGGUACUAUAAGGUUCGUUUUCUUUUAUUUUCGCACUGAGGUGGACGCCUUCUCGGCUGACGCCAAAGUGCGCGUGGACCCCAAAGAAAGUGCCGACAUUGAGUGAUCAUCUGACAGAACAACGUAUCUUCAUAGGGAAUCCCAUUGUAGGUACGCUGUUAUGUACGAAUGUCACACAAUUAGUGUACAUAGUUAGGUUCAAUUUGGACGGCCUAGCCGCCAACCCUUAGACUAGUCCUCGGCCACGCGCCGCUGGUGCGUGGCGAGGUGGUCCACGACGCAGCAAAGCCACUCAAAUAUGAAGUAAUCAUCUGUAAAUAAAUAGGAAUGUAAGGUUUUUCUUGAUUUGGCCGGCGUCGACUCCAGGUCCGCCGGCCGCCUUUUCGUUCUCGUUCUCUCAGGGAGUCUCGUCGUCGACGGACCCUAUCGUCGUCAGGCAGUCGGUUGAUAUAGUUAGGAUUAUCAUACACGUGCCUUUGCGCGUUUGUGUGUGUGUAUGAGAGAGAGAGAGAGAGAGAGAGAGAGAGAGAGAGAGAGAGAGAGAGAGAGAGAGAGAGAGAGCGUGUGGGGGGUGGGGAGUGAGCAGAGGGAGAGGGGAAUGUGUGAGUAUGUGUGCGCGUGUUUUUGUAAAUGUGUCUGGUGUGUAGGGGCCAUUGCGAAUGGAGUCGAAGGAGUCUUAAUUGUGGUCGUUUCGGGACGGAUCCUCUUCGACCCAAACUCACUAUACCACAUCGUGUAUCAGUGCCAUAUUAGCUUAAGUAGAGUACGGGGAGGCGUGGGGGUGAGGUGAACGGAUUUGUAGUGUAGGGCCAACCGCUGAAAUAGUCUUAAGUGUAGGUUAAGUUGUAGUGCAUGAAGAUGCGAUAGAAGUGACGGAUUUUCGUUUCCUUUUUGGUCUUUCGUUUCUCGUUCUCUUUGAAAAAUGGACACAGUGCCGCUGAAACUAGAAGGACCGCGAGAGCAGAAGCAAAGAUUUCUCUCUCACGCUAACCGUAAGUUACUUUAAUACUAGUGUAGAGGUUUCGUUCCGUUUUCGAGUUUCUUUCCCCAUUUUGAGGUGAGUGCCUGCUCGACGGGCCGAACCAUACGCUCCAACCCAUCGUACAUAGACUAGACUGUUCACUAAAUUUAAUUCUAAGCUGUAAAUAUUGUAGACAUGUGUUCCUCAACUCCUCUACCUCCGCGGUUGCGUUGACAUGACAAUACGUGUGUACCCGCCUCUAAAUGUAAGUUGCCUCUGUGCGUUGAGUUUCGUGGCAAGGCCCCGUGGAGGGUCCUUGGGAGUUGUUGAUAGUGUCCGAGCGGGUAUGAGGUCUUGGUUGCUGCGUGUCUCCACUGCAAGGGUCGCCACGGUUCUCUUCUCGAUAUUAGCUUCAGGUUCUGCUAGAAGUGUCUAAAUCAACCAGUAAAUUUCUGGCGUCAUGGAAUUUUGUUCUUCCUAAACCUAAAAACACAUUCAAAAUCUACAAUUCCUGUUUCUGGAUAAACAUGAGAUUCUCCGACCAUGCAGUGACGUUGGUGCGCAGCAAGCCACUUUUCUGUAGACUUGUAAAUACGUAGUUCCAGUUUCGUUUCACCGUGUUUGACCUUUAGUUCGCGUUCUCACCACCGCGGUUCCGCGCGGUUCCACGCCAGUCGUGAUCCAUCGUAUUAAUUACGAGUCCCAUUCGUGGUCUACUGCUUUGUCUCCGUGCAGAUUGCUGACGCAGCGCGCGGGGAAGGACCAUGCUUUCUCAAUUUUAGACUAGGAGUGACUGUGUGCGAGAGAGUGAGAGUAAUUCUUUUGACGGUCUGAGGGUGUUUAUAAAGUAGGCGGUAGGCGAAAGCAGAGGUCAUUUCAGUUUUUGUCUGUUCUCUCCUGAUUUCCUCCAUUUUGAAGGACGUCGAUCCCGACGACUUCGCGGCCCAAAUGUCUCCAAGUGACUUUUCCUAGUUAGGAUGUACAUAUAUUUCUAAUGUGACUGUCUGUCGGGUCAUGUCUCUCAUCUACCCAAUGAAGUGGACAUCAGUAGCGGCGACGCCUGCCGCACCGGCGGCCCUGCUGCGGUGCGGUGGGGCGGCGCCUAGUCAGAGUGUGAGUGAGUGGGAGUGAAAGGGAAAGGGUGGGAGUGGGUGAGAGUGAAUAGGAGUGAAAAGGAGUGAGUGAGUGGGAAAGGGUGGGAGUAAGUGGGAGUGCGUUUGGGAGUGCGCGAGUUUUGCGCGAGGGGUGUGAGAGUGGAGAGCGUCUGAGAUCGAGUGGGCGAGUGUGAGUGCGAGUGACAGUGCGUAGCGUGCGAGUUGAAUGGGUCGCGGGAGAGUGAGUGAGUGAGUGCAGUUAUUUUUGUAAGUAGAGCUUUAGUAAUUAAUGACGAACUUUACGAGCAAGGCCUUUGAUUUGGGUUUGAGUUGGCGCCCAUGUGACGCAAUUCUAAGCUCAAUCAAGUCUCUCUAGGAUAAUUCUAUAAUUUAGGAGUUCCGCAUUGCGGCAUCGGCAUCGAGACACCAAUUUCUUAGUAGAGUCCGCCUGCCAGAGCCCCCAAGUCGGCGAUGGCACGGAUGUUAGUAGUGUGUGAAUGUGUGAGUGCGUGUCGUGUGUGUGGGGACUUCCCCCUUUACCAUCGCAAGUUGAAAGGCCACUUUCUGGGGGUAGGAACAAUUCCGUGUGUUGGCCAGCCUGUCCAGGGCUUCCUUAGAAUUAGAUUAAACGGGGGUGGGGAUGGGAAUCUAGUGUUGAGAAGGACCAUAAGUUAACGUAAUUCUAAGCCUAAGUUUGUUCUUCCUAAUUUUCCAAUUUUCUCUGCCUAUGAAAAUGGGCAAAUGUGGGCAUAAGUCGGUACCAUUAUUAUGUAAGUUGUACCAUACAGUAUCCAUACAGUAGUUUUACCUCUUUGUUUUAAGUCUUCCAUUGAGCUAACAAUACUGUACAGUUUAUAUAAAGUUAACGAAGGGAGAAGAAUUUGGGGGUGCGGGUGGAUCUGAUGGUGCUUUUACAGGGGAAGUGGGAGGGGUUUGGGAGGGGGUUUAACGGGAACACUCUAUCUCAUUAGCAUAAGCCUAGACUAAGGUCGCAUGACAUCUUAAUUUUCCUUCUUGAUUUAUUUCCCUAUUUUUCAAGGGUAGACACGCGCCCUCUGGGUCAGUCCCCUUUGGUCUCAGGUAAAACACUAAAACUCGUUUUCGUAGCUGUAAAUCUAACUAACGGUAAGGGGCAAGGGACGUUGAGUGGACGAUACAUAGUAAGUUAGCUUUAGAUAACUACUAUUUAUGUUUGUCCUUGUUUUCAUCAUUCUCUAAGGCCCUACGCACCUAAGUGUAAGGCCCCUGGCGUGUGGGUUGCCUAUCUUCUCGGGGCCGCACUACUCAGGACAAGCGAAGGCGCUGGUGGCACCAUGGCAAGUUGUAUAAUGUACAUAGUAGGCUAGAAUAGUUCAGUGUGCGUGUGUGUGUGCGUGUGCGCGCUGCAUGUGUAGUCAAAGGAUUUGCUUCGGUUCUUCUCGCUCUUGGGCUAGUGGUCGUCGUUGGUCAAAAUGUCGCUCUCCAUCAAGACCUUUAAGGGAAUCAAUCGGAGCGGCAUCGCACACUUCGAUGAUGGAGUGCGAUAUUUUGACCUAUGAUGACCAUGAUCCCAAGGCCAGAAAAACUCUAGCAAUAUCCUUUGAUGUGUACGCGCGCAUGUGUGUAUGUGUGAGUGAACUGGCGGUCGCUCACUACCUCCCCGAGUGACCCCAAAGCCAAAUUCUUUCUUUCGAUUUAUUUCUUCUUCUAUUUUCUUCGUUGAAUCUUCAAGCAUUCGGCGCUACGGCGCCGUGCUUGAUGAGUGAAAAAAUACUCACCAAACUAGCUGGACGCGACAGGAAGGCCCCUCUCGGGGCACGGUCGACGGUCUGUAUCUCGUGUACAAACAAGUGUAAAUACUCGUUGUAAGUGUUGUUUUGUUUUUGUUUUACCCGUUAUUCGCGAGGGAACGCUUUGACGGACUCCCCUCAUUUAGCCGCCAGUGAUGAUUAGGUGUAGUAGUGGUUGCCGACGUGUUGGCGCGUCCGGGCUGACGCUGAGGCUAACGCUGAGGCCGACGCAGUGGACGGUGUGCAGUCUGCCUGCACAGGGGGCCCCGGAAGCACGGCCGAGAGGCGGUGUGGACUGUUCCUGGUUUCCGCGCGUUCCCUGUCGCAGCCGCACACUGUUUCCGGAAGUAGAUCUGUACAUAGGGAGGAGUGGGGCGUUACCGCAGUGCGCGUAUUCCAGGGCGCGCUUUCCCUCCGCUCUCCUGGAGAAUGUCAAAAUCAAGGUCGUCAGAAACGAUGAUUGUGACGUGCGGAAACGCUUCGUGCGAAGUUUCCCUACUGUUUGACGUGUCACGUCGCGGCGUUUUCGCGCCUUUGGUUUUGCCAUCUUCAUUGCGUGGUUGCCAUGGUGGGGGGGGGGGGGAAUGGGAGACACCCAAGCAGGAUGAAUGUGGCCGCGGGUCGAAAAACCUGUGGAAAGGAGUUCUUGUCUUGCCUUGCCUUCUUGAUUGCCUCGCGCCACUGGCCCAUUAUGCGCUCCAUUCAGUUCUAUUAAAAGUAGUGAAACUUGGACCGAGAUUUUACUGCCUUGUUUUUCUUUGCAUUGUUUGAGGAUUGCUAUUUGACACCCGCUGGAGGAAUCUGUCAGACCCAUUGACAUUAAUGUACACGGACCAAGAACGUGAGAAUUUCUGAAAUUCCUCCACUUUUUUACUCUGAAACAAAAUACUGUUUGAUUAUUUCUGUUUUUGUUUGCGUUCCUACUUUGGUCAAUAAGUGGUUUGCCUGGUGUUGCAUCGGUUGUUUUCAUCUCAUCUACCUGAAUGUUUCAAUAAAUUUUUUAUGGUGACAAACCUCCGGA